UCUAGAUUUUUCAAAGUCCAUCUCUAAUCUCUAAAUUCGGUAAACGGAGGGCGUUUAAAAACAGACCGAAGUUGUCGUUAGUUUAUUGGUGCAUUGAGCCACAGAAUCUCAAAAAUGGGCCUUAAAGGUUGUGAAGUGCAAUUGGAUAACCCAUGGAACACCUACUACGCGGGACAGACAGUCAACGGACAGGUGAAGUUCACAUUUGACUCGCCCAAAAAAGUUCGAGGUAUUAUCAUCCGGUUCUUGGGCGAGGCCAACACCGAGUGGACAGAGGAGAAAAAUGUAACCACCAGCGAAGGAAAGACAGAAAACGAGGUGACCCAGCUGAAGGGGCACGAGGAGUACUUCAAGAUCCAGUACUAUUUACUGGGCGGCAAGAACAGUUCUGAGACGGAACUCCCGCCCGGCACUCACACUUAUCCCUUCACUUGCGCCCUGCCGCCCAAUCUGCCCUCUUCCUUUGAGGGUGAAUUCGGCCAUGUGCGCUUUACCAUCAAGGUGACGCUUGAUCGUCCCUGGAAAUUCGAUCAGGACAUGAAGAUGGCCUUUACGGUUAUUGCACCGGUCGAUCUGAAUCUCAAUCCACGUGUCAAGGAACCGUUUAAGCUGGAACUAGAGAAGUCCUUCUGCUGCUUCUGCUGCCGCUCGGGUCCACUGGCCGUCAUUACGAGCAUACCGCAAACAGGUUUUGUUUCGGGCCAGGUUCUACCCAUCACCUGCGAGGUGGACAACACCAGCAAUGUGAAUCUCACCGCAGUGAAGUUUGAGCUGCGCAAGCUAGUCACGUUUCACACUAAUCAGCCGCGGAGCGAGAAGCGCGAGUCCAAGGUGAUCAUAGCCAACUUAAGUGUUGGUCCAGUCAAUGGAGGAGAGUCUCACACCUUUACGCAGCAAAUGGAGAUACCUGCGCUGCCACCGACCAACCUUCUUAACUGCGGCAUUAUUGCAUUGGACUACGAUCUGCACGUAGAGUGUGAUGUCAGCGGUCCGCACCGCAAUCUUACCGGCAAGGUGCCAAUUACCCUGGGCACCAUUCCAUUGGCGGGUGUAAGGCCACCAGCCCAGUUUACAGAUGCUCCGUCGGCCGGGCAGUCCGAGGAUCCGUCGCUGGCUCCUACACAGCCGGUGAGUCCGGCUAGUCCUCCGGGAGGUGAUGGCAAGGGCGGUGCCUUGGGCUGGAAUGUGGCAGACAGUACUGGGGGUGGUGGUUCCCUGUAUCCCAAUAUCCCACCACCACAGUUUGUGGAGACCCAGUACAAGGCGCCGACUAUAGCCGGACGCGACGACUCUGAGCAUACACAAAUGAUGGGCGACGGAGCCUUUGCACCCCGCUAUCCGACCUUUCAGUUCAAUAAUGCCACUGCACCGCCAGCGAACCAGUAACCGAAUCUCUCAACCCGAUCCACAAUGAUAUUCUAAAAUAGCUGAAAGCGAAUUGUAAUCUCCCUUUUUAUCAUUGUCAAUGGAAGUUCGAUGUCCAGAGUUCGAUUUAAAUUUUAAUUGCAGAGGGCCUGUUUUUUUCGUAAUUUUAAUCGGCUUGCAUUUAUUGAAUAAUAGCUUUCCGUCCUUAACGAAAGCCCAAGCAGCUGCAGUCAAAAUAAUAAUCAAUUUGGAAAAGUUGUUAAACUAUAUUUAAAACCCAGUUUUGUUUGUUAUUUUAUUUGUAGUUUACAUAUAUAUUUUUGAAAAAAAAAACUAAUAAACUUAAACUGGUAGAAGUUAAGCUAGUAAGACUUAAAAAUCUUAGAUCCAAUCUAUAUAAGAUAUUUGAGUUAUUUAUACCAGUAAAUUUUGUUUAUUACACCAUACUGUUUUAAAUAGUUUAGCCACUGAUAAGAUAUAAUACAAUACAUAUUGUUUUGACUGCAUCUGAAUAAAAAUUCGAAUAAAUACGCACAAUUCAGUCGAUUCCGAUUUAAAAAUGCAAUCGCUCUGCUCAAAAUAA
This is a messenger RNA of Drosophila gunungcola (fruit fly), 1948 nucleotides long. RefSeq names its product arrestin domain-containing protein 17. The coding region runs from base 115 to 1386 and encodes 423 amino acids. The record is from RefSeq and is a predicted model, not a curated record. NCBI's taxonomy places the organism in Eukaryota, Metazoa, Arthropoda, Insecta, Diptera, Drosophilidae. The transcript has 4 exons. Gene Ontology annotation, biological process: protein transport. Gene Ontology annotation, cellular component: cytoplasm.